Messenger RNA from Aureobasidium melanogenum CBS 110374, 3390 nucleotides. RefSeq lists its product as uncharacterized. Gene Ontology annotation, biological process: regulation of DNA-templated transcription. Bases 1 to 3390 code for a protein of 1129 amino acids. The record is from RefSeq and is a predicted model, not a curated record. NCBI's taxonomy places the organism in Eukaryota, Fungi, Ascomycota, Dothideomycetes, Dothideales, Saccotheciaceae. The transcript is spliced from 4 exons. Gene Ontology annotation, molecular function: histone acetyltransferase activity.
AUGCGCAGCAGUAGUAUUGACGCAGAGGGCGAGGAAGAUGAUCUCGACAUGCCCGAAACUCAGUCGCCUAGCCUUCAAAACGAUCUUCCCGAAGAUCAGGACGAUGACGAAGACGAAGAAGAUGAUGACGAGGAAGACGAAGAUGCAGAUGCAGAUGCAGAUCAGGACGAUGACGAGAGCGAGAUUGUCGGUGCUGUAAAGAGAGCCCCUACAAGGAGUAGAUCUUCAAGAGCCAGGAAAAGUCGCGACAUUGAAAGCAGCGAGGACGACGAUUCUGCAUCCGACGGCGACAAUGAUUCCGACUCGUCUGACGAAUCUGCUGCCACUCAAGCGCCCUGGGAAAAGGAGAGCGAUACUGCUCAAGAACAGGACCAAGACAUUGUGACAGACUCGACUUGCGUAUAUUGCGGACAAGACGAAGAAAAUGAUCCGAGCGACGAGUAUGAAGAAUAUCUCGAAUGCGGUCAUUGCGGGGAUCAUGCUCACAAGCAGUGCGCCAGAAACGCUAACUCGCUUAGCUCGGAUCAAGGUACGUCGAAUCCUCAGACCUGGCUAUGUCAUGAUUGUGUACAUAAUGGUUUCCUUUCUGUCGACAGGUCGACCAUUAAUGAUGGCUCUCAACGUCGAUCGUCUGUUCCCAAGUUAGCCCGAGAUCUCCUGCCUGCUGCUCGUGGCGGCAUCAAACCAAACUCGCAUUCAGUCUUCAACAAUCUCAUACUGGACGAUGAUCCGAUGGAUGGUUCUCGCUCGCUUAGGAAACGUAAGAAUUCUUCCGUCGAGCUGGACGACCCAACACCAAGGGCGGCAUCACGGAAAAGGAGACGAUCAACUGCAUCUGGCAGUCAAACCAACAUCAAUGUCACGCCAAGAGACGCAGUGAAGGAGCAGUCGACAACACGGCAAAGUAUUGGUUCAGCGGAAAGUGAAAAGUCCUCCAAAACGCGUCGCCUUCGGAAACAGCCUCAGUCAAGCACAAACGCAAGGAUCAUUUCCAUCGAAACACACGAGGACAACCCUAAAACUCUUGUUAUCGCCAUCCCCAUCAGCGCCGCUGCUCUCGAAGGCAUUGAGCGCAACGCCCAAAGAAAGGCUCGAAGGCGCGAAAGAGACAGAGCGCGACGAGCACUAAUGGGCAGUCGCAAGAAGAAGAGUGGCGCGCAGAGCGAUGUUUACGAAGCAAUCGAAGCUACUUCCUCACACUACCCUGCCGUCGCCACAACUCUUUACGACAAUCCUUACUACCCCUUUCCUGACCGAGAAUUGGACACCGUGCAGGGCAAGCCUUUUGGUGGCAUCCUCACUGAUGCCGAAGCUGACACAACCAAAACGUUUCCUCAGCAAGCUGAUCGUGAUCUUUUCGAGGAGUCUCGCCGCCAGGCCGAAGAAGCCAGAAAGGCCGAACAAGCUGCCAACCCUAUCGAAUUACCUUCAAGAUCCAAGUCAUCCGGCGGACUUCCUACUAAGAUUAAGUACAUCCACUUUGGCGGCUGGGAGAUUGAGACACUGCAUGCCGCGCCUUAUCCUGAGGAAUACAAUCGCAACCCUAUCCUGUGUAUUUGCGAGUUCUGUCUCAAGUAUAUGAGCUCGUCUUAUGUCGCUUUCAGACACAAACUCAAAUGCCCACACAAACAUCCCCCUGGCGAUGAGAUCUAUCGCGACGAUAUCAUUGAUGCCGACGGUAACAAGAAAAGCAUCUCCUUCUUCGAGGUUGACGGUCGCCGCAGUCCACUUUACUGUCAAAAUCUUUGUCUUUUGGCCAAGUUGUUUCUUGGUUCAAAGACCCUGUAUUAUGAUGUCGAGCCUUUUCUCUUCUAUGUCAUGACGGAAAACGAUGAAUACGGUUGCCACUUUGUUGGCUACUUUUCGAAGGAGAAGCGAGAUUGGACGCCACCUACUGAUCCUCGUGCUUCUAUCGAGAUCGGUUCUGAUCCACUAACAAAUGGUCUUCAAGCCAAGGCAGGUGCCAACGCUAAUGACCCGCCAGGCAACAAUGUCUCGUGUAUCCUGGUGUUCCCAGUCCAUCAGCGUCACGGAUUUGGUCGUACUCUGAUCGAGUUCUCCUACCUAUUGACUCGAGUGGAAGGUAGAACGGGCUCUCCUGAAAAGCCACUCUCCGACUUGGGUCUUGUCUCCUACCGCUCUUACUGGCGUGGUGUCAUGUGCAGAUUACUGCUCGGGUACAAAGAGGCACCUCGAGGCUCGCAUGACAUCUCGUUCUCGAGCAUGGCUCGUGCUACAGGCAUGACUGUCGACGAUGUCAUCUCUUCACUGGAAGCGCUUCGUGCUAUUGUCAAGGAUCCCGUCACCAACAAAUAUGCCCUUCGUUGCGACUGGGCGUACAUGGCAGAAUACCUCGACAAGCACGACAAGAAACGUCACAUCAAGAUCGAUCCUGCAAAACUCAUCUGGACACCGUAUGUGAUGGGUAAGCCUACAAGCUAUUUCCCAGUCGGUGAAGAAGCCAAUGGUCCUAUCCAAACCAAGGCUCGUCGCGAUGAGCCUGAGGAUUUGCAGACCGCACAACCUGAAGAAGGCGUUCAGCAAGCUCAAGUCAAUGGAACCUCUACACCUGAUCCGGACGCAACGAAUGGCGACAACCUCUCGCCCAAGGCUACUCGCAAGGCUCCCCCAUCGACAUUGACGCCUCAGCCCUCCAUCACCCAGGGCUCUCCUCCUCGCCGCUCGCCUCGCAAAUCGCAAUCUCAAUCACAGCCCGAGCAGGCCAACGGCGCAACACAAGAUGACCCAACCUCGCAAAACGAUACUUCGGACACUUCAUCGGUCAGACGUGGGUCCGCAUACACAGAAGACAGCAUCCCCGCCUCGCGAUUCGAAAUCUUCCCACCCAUUCCCGGCCAGGUCACGAAGCGCAGACCUGGUCGUCCCAUGGGCAGCCGCACUCGCUCUAAACUCACCCCAUCUAUCAAUAGACACGCCGACAGCAUAGCAGAAAGCUCUCCUCACCCAACAGCUACACCCCGCGGCCGACCCACCAACGCCGCCCGUCGUGCCCGCAGCAAACUCGACGAAAUGGAAGUUGCGCCCUCAGCCGAAGAAGACGAGAUUCAACGCCAGAUCUCUUCUGAACACGAGCGCGCAUUAGAAGAUAUCGUCUCCACCAACAACGGCGCAGCAUUCACGCGGCCGAAAUUUAUGGGUAAGAUUGAGGUGCCUGAACAUGCUGUUGAAGAUGACGAGGAAGACGAAGAUGCUGAAGGUGAAGAUGUGGAGAUGGAAGAAGGAGUGGGGACUGGAUAUGACGGCGUAGGAGGUGCAGCUCUGCCUAUAGAAAGAGAGGACGAAUAUGUUCCUGGCAACGAUGGCGAUGAAGAGGAUGAGGAAGAUGUUGAUGCUGAUGGGGAUAGCGAUGAUGAGAUGCCGGACGCUUAG